GAUUUGUGCAUCUGGUUGGAGGACACGGACCUUGCUCUGGGAGAGUGGAAGUGAAUUCUGGAGGAGAGUGGAUUCCAGUAUCUGAUGGGAAUUUCACAUUACCCACAGCCCAGGUCAUCUGUGCAGAGCUGGGGUGUGGCAAGGCUGCAUCUGUCCUGGGGAACAUGCCCUUCAGAGAGGACAGUGAACAGGUCUGGGCUGAAGAGUUCCAGUGUGAGGGGCAGGAGCCUAGCCUCUGGUUCUGCCCCAGAGUGCCCUGUCCUGUAGGCAGUUGCCCCCACAAAGGAGCUGUGCAUGUUGUCUGCUCAGGAUAUACAGAUGUUCGGCUCAUGAAAAAUGGCAGCUCUCAGUGUGAGGGUCAAGUGGAGAUGAAGACCUCUGGAGGCUGGAGAACACUCUGUGCCUCCCACUGGAAUAUGGCCAAUGCCAAUGUUGUCUGCCGUCAGCUGGGCUGUGGAGUUGCCAUCACCACCCCAAAGGGAGCAUACUUUGUGGAAAGAGGAGAUGAGAUCUGGAGAGACCAAUUCCACUGCUCAGGGUCUGAGUCCUUCUUGUGGAAUUGCCCUGUGACUGCCCUGGGCGUUCCUGCCUGUGCCCAUGGAAACACAGCCUCUGUGGUCUGCUCAGGAAGCCAGACCCAGAUGCUACCCCAGUGCAAUGACUCCUGGUCAGACCCAGCAGGCUCUGCAGCCUCAGAGGGCCAYACUGCCAACUGCUCAGACAGCAGACAGCUCCGUCUAGUGGAUGGAGGCAGUCAUUGUGCAGGGAGAGUGGGGAUCCUGCAGCAAGGCUCCUGGGGCUCCAUCUGUGAUGACAGCUGGGACCUGAGUGAUGCCCAUGUGGUGUGCAGACAGCUGGGCUGUGGAGUGGCCCUGGAGGCCACCAUCUCUGCUCACUUUGGAGAGGGAUCAGGGCCCAUCUUGCUGGAUGAAGUGAACUGCACAGGAGAGGAGGCCCAUGUGUGGCAGUGCCCUUCCCAGGGCUGGGAGCACAACUGCAGUCACAAGAAGGAUGCUGGGGUCAUCUGCUCAGACUUCCUGGCUCUCAGGCUGGUGAGCAAGGACCAGGAGUGUGCUGGGUGGCUGGAGAUUUUCUACAACAACACCUGGGGCAGUAUAUGCCAAAGCCCCGUGGAACCUGUGACCUUGUCCAUGAUCUGCAGACAGCUUGGCUGUGGGGAUGCUGGGACUCUGGAUUUCUUGGUACCUUCGAGGGAAAGUUCUAGACCCCGCUGGGUGGAUGGAAUUCACUGUCGAAAAACUGACACCUCUCUCUGGCAGUGUCCUUCUGACCCCUGGAAACAUCAAUCUUGCUCACCAAAGGAGGAAGCUCAUAUCACAUGUACAGAGAGCCCACAGCUCCGCCUGGUGGAUGGUGGCAGUCGGUGUGCAGGCAGAGUGGAGAUCAUUCACCAGCAUUCCUGGGGCACUGUCUGUGGUGACAGCUGGGACCUGAAAGAUGCCCACGUGGUGUGCAGACAACUGGGUUGUGGAGUGGCCUUCAAUGCCUUGCUGUAUGCACAAUUUGGAGAGGGAUCUGGACCCAUCUGGCUGACAAGACUGGCAUGCACAGGAGAGGAGGAAUACUUGUGGAAUUGCCCUGCCCUGGGCUUGGGAAAGAAUAAUUGUGGGCACUAUAAGGAUGCAGGAGUCAUCUGCUCAGGAUUUGUGCAUCUGGUUGGAGGACUCGGACCUUGCUCUGGGAGAGUGGAAGUGAAUUCUGGAGGACAGUGGAUUCCAGUAUCUGAUGGGAAUUUCACAUUACCCACAGCCCAGGUCAUCUGUGCAGAGCUUGGUUGUGGCAAGGCUGCAUCUGUCCUGGGGAACCUGCCCCUCAGAGAGGACAGUGAACAGGUCUGGGCUGAAGAGUUCCAGUGUGAGGGGCAGGAGCCUGGCCUCUGGUUCUGCCCCAGAGUGCCUUGUCUUGUAGGCAGCUGCUCCCACAGAGGGGCUGUGAAAGUUGUCUGCUCAGGAUAUACAGAUGUUCGGCUCAUGAAAAAUGGGAGCUCUCAGUGUGAAGGUCAAGUGGAGAUGAAGACCUCUGGAGGCUGGAGAACACUCUGUGCCUCCCACUGGAAUAUGGCCAAUGCCAAUGUUGUCUGCCGUCAGCUGGGCUGUGGAGUCGCCAUCUCCACCCCAAAGGGAGCAUACUUUGUGGAACGAGGAGAUGAGAUCUGGAGAGACCGAUUCCACUGCUCAGGAUCUGAGUCCUUCCUGUGGAAUUGCCCUGUGACUGCCCUGGGUGUUCCUGCCUGUGCCCAUGGAAACACAGCCUCUGUGGUCUACUCAGGAAACCAGACCCAGCUGCUGCCCCCAUGCAAUGACUCCUGGUCUGACCCAGUAGGCUCUGCAGCCUCAGAGGGCCACACUGCCAACUGUUCAGACAGCAGACAGCUCCGCCUGGUGGAUGGGGACAGUCACUGUGCAGGGAGAGUGGAGAUCCUGCAGCAGGGCUCCUGGGGCUCCAUCUGUGAUGACAACUGGGACCUGAAUGAUGCCCACGUUGUGUGCAGACAGCUGGGUUGUGGAGUGGCCCUGGAGGCCACCAUCUCUGCUCACUUUGGAGAGGGAUCAGGGCCCAUCUGGCUGGAUGUGGUAAACUGCACAGGAGAGGAGGCCCAUGUGUGGCAGUGCCCUUCCCAGGGCUGGGGACAACACAACUGCAGUCACAAGGAGGAUGCUGGGGUCAUCUGCUCAGAGUUCCUGGCCCUCAGGCUGGUGAGCCAGGACCAGGAGUGUUCUGGGUGGCUGGAGGUUUUCUACAACAACACCUGGGGCAGUAUCUGCCACAGCCCCAUGGAACCCAUGACCUUGUCCAUAAUCUGCAGACAGCUUGGCUGUGGGGACACUAGGACUCUGGAUUUCUGGGUUCCUUCUAGAGAAGGUUCUAGACCCCGCUGGGUGGAUGGAAUUCGCUGUCGGGAGACUGAUACCUCUCUCUGGCAGUGUCCUUCUGACCCUUGGAGAUACCAAUCUUGCUCUUCAGAGGAGGAAGCUCAUAUCACAUGUACAGGUAACCAGGGUGGGAAGACUUGUCCUGGAGCAGCUCCUUGUCCAAAGAGCCCACAGCUCCGCCUGGUGAAUGGUAGCAGUCGCUGUGCAGGCAGAGUGGAGAUCCUUCACCAGCAUUCCUGGGGCACUGUCUCUCAUGACAGCUGGGACCUGAACGAUGCCCGCGUGGUGUGCAGACAGCUGGGCUGUGGAGAAGCCAUCAAUGCCUUGCUCUAUGCACAAUUUGGAGAGGGAUCGGGGCCCAUCUGGCUGACAGAGCUGGCGUGCACAGGAGAGGAGGAUUACUUGUGGAAUUGCCCUUCCCUGGGCUGGGGAAAGAAUAAUUGUGAGCACUUUGAAGAUGCAGGAGUCAUCUGCUCAGGAUUUUUGCAUCUGGUUGGAGGACAUGGACCUUGCUCUGGGCGAGUGGAAGUAAAUUCUGGAGAAGGAUGGAUUCCAGUAUCUGAUGGGAAUUUCACAUUACCCACAGCCCAGGUCAUCUGUGCAGAGCUGGGGUGUGGCAAGGCUGCAUCUGUCCUGGGGAACAUGCCCUUCAGAGAGGACAGUGAACAGGUCUGGGCUGAAGAGUUCCAGUGUGAGGGGCAGGAGCCUAGCCUCUGGUUCUGCCCCAGAGUGCCCUGUCCUGUAGGCAGUUGCCCCCACAAAGGAGCUGUGCAUGUUGUCUGCUCAGGAUAUACAGAUGUUCGGCUCAUGAAAAAUGGCAGCUCUCAGUGUGAGGGUCAAGUGGAGAUGAAGACCUCUGGAGGCUGGAGAACACUCUGUGCCUCCCACUGGAAUAUGGCCAAUGCCAAUUUUAAUUCUGUUUAUUGCUCUCUACUCCCAUCUGUAGGAAACCAGACCCAGCUGCUACCCCAGUGCAAUGACUCUUGGUCUGACCUAGCAGGUUCUGCAGCCUGGGAGGGCCACUCUGCCAACUGUUCAGACUGCAGACAGCUCCGCCUGGUGGAUGGGGGAUGUCCUUGUGCAGGGAGAGUGGAGAUCCUGCAGCAGGGCUCCUGGGGCUCCAUCUGUGAUGACAGCUGGGACCUGAGUGAUGCCCAUGUGGUGUGCAGACAGCUGGGCUGUGGAGUGGCCCUGGAGGCCACCGUCUCUGCUCACUUUGGAGAGGGAUCAGGGCCCAUCUGGCUGGAUGAGCUGAACUGCACAGGAGAGGAGACCCAUGUGUGGCAGUGCCCUUCCCAGGGCUGGGGGCAGCACAACUGCAGUCACAAGGAGGAUGCUGGGGUCAUCUGCUCAGAGUUCCUGGCCCUCAGGCUGGUGAGCCAGGACCAGGAGUGUUCUGGGUGGCUGGAGGUUUUCUACAACAACACCUGGGGCAGUAUCUGCCACAGCCACAUGGAACCCAGGACCUUAUCCAUGAUCUGUAGACAGCUUGGCUGUGGGGACACUGGGACUCUGAAUUUCUUGGUUCCUCCCAGGGAAGGUUCUAGACCCCGCUGGAUAGAUGGAAUCCGCUGUCGAGAAACUGAUAGCUCUCUCUGGCAGUGUCCUUCUGACCCCUGGAAACACCAAUCUUGCUCUUCAAAGGAGGUAGCUCAUAUCACGUGUACAGAGACUCCAAAGCUCCGCCUGGUGGACAGUGGCAGUCGCUGUGCAGGCAGAGUGGAGAUUCUUCACCAACAUUCUUGGGGCACUGUCUGUGACCACAGCUGGGACCUGAAUGAUGCUCACGUGGUGUGCAGACAAAUGGGCUGUGGAGUGGCCCUCCAUACUAUACUUUUUUCACAAUUUGGGAAGGGAUCAGGGCCCAUCUGGCUGGAGGACCUGAAGUGCACAGGAGAGGAGGACCAAGUGUGGAAGUGCCCUUCUCUAGGCUGGGGGCAACACGAUUGCACACACAAGUGGGAUGCAGGUGUCAUCUGCUCAGGAUUUGUGCGUUUGGAUGGAGGAGAUGGACCCUGCUCUGGACGAGUGGAAGUGAAUUCUGGAGGAGGAUGGACUCCAGUAUCUUAUGGGAAUUUCACAUUGCCCACUGCCCAGGUCAUCUGUGCAGAGCUGGGGUGUGGCAAGGCAGCAUCUUUUCUCUUGGACCUGACCCUGAGAGACGCCAGUGAACAGAUCUGGCCUGAAGAGUUCCAGUGUAAGGGAUGGGAGUCUGAGCUCUGGUUCUGCCCCAGAGUGCCCUGUCCUGCAGGCAGCUGCCAACACAGAGGGGCUGUGCAAGUUGUCUGCUCAGAGUACAUAGAAGUCAGGCUCAUGAAAAAUGGCAGCUCUCAGUGUGAGGGUCAAGUGGAGAUGAAGACCUCUGGAGGCUGGAGAACACUCUGUGCCUCCCACUGGAAUAUGGCCAAUGCCAAUGUAGUUUGCCGUCAGCUGGGCUGUGGAGUUGCCAUCUCCACCCCAAAGGGAGCAUAUUUUGUUGAAGGAGGAGAUGAGAUCUGGAUAGACCGAUUUCACUGCUCAGGGUCUGUGUCCUUCCUGUGGAAUUGCCCUGUGACUGCCCUGGGCGUUCCUGCCUGUGCCCAUGGAAACACAGCCUCUGUGGUCUGCUCAGGUAACCAGACCCAGCUGCUGCCCCAGUGCAAUGACUCCUGGCCUGAGCCAGCAGGCACUGUAGCCUCAGAAAGCCACACUGUCAACUGCUUAGAUGACAAAGAGCUCCGUCUGGUGGACGGGGGUAGUCGCUGUGCAGGGAGAGUGGAGAUCCUGCAGCAGGGCUCCUGGGGCUCCAUCUGUGAUGACAGCUGGGACCUGAGUGAUGCCCAUGUGGUGUGCAGACAGCUGGGCUGUGGAGUGGCCCUGGAGGCCACCGUCUCUGCUCACUUUGGAGAGGGAUCAGGGCCCAUCUGGCUGGAUGAGGUGAACUGCACAGGAGAGGAGACCCAUGUGUGGCAGUGCCCUUUCAAGGGCUGGGGGCAACACAACUGCAGUCACAAGGAGGAUGCUGGAGUCAUCUGCUCAUAGUUCCUGGCCCUCAGGCUGGUGAGCGAGGACCAGGAGUGUGCUGGAUGGCUGGAGAUUUUCUACAACAACACCUGGGGCAGUGUAUGCCGCAGCCCCAUGGAACCCGUGACCUUGUCUGUGAUCUGCAGACAGCUUGGCUGUGGAAACAUUGGGACACAGAAUUUCUUGAUUCCUUCCAGGGAAGGUACUAGGCCACACUGGGUGGAUGGAAUUCGCUGUCGAAAAACUGAUAGCUCUCUCUAGCAUUGUCCUUCUGACCCGUGGAAACACCAAUCUUGCUCUGCAAAGGAGGAAGCUCAUAUCACGUGUACAGAGAGCCCACAGCUCCGCCUGGUGGAUGGUGGCAGUCGGUGUGCAGGCAGAGUGGAGAUCCUUCACCAGCAUUCCUGGAGCACUGUCUGUGAUAACAGCUGGGAUCUGAAAGAUGCUCAAGUGGUGUGCAGACAGCUGGGCUGUGGAAUGGCCUUCAAUGCCUUGUUCUAUGCACAAUUUGGAGAGGGAUCUGGACCCAUCUGGCUGACAAAGAUGGAGUGCACAGGAGAGGAGUCCUACUUGUGGAAUUGCCCUGCCCUGGGCUUGGGAAAGAACAACUGUGAGCACUAUGAUGAUGCAGGAGUCAUCUGCUCAGGAUUUGUGCAUCUGGUUGGAGGACAAGGACCCUGCUCUGGGCAAGUGGAAGUGAAUUCUGGAGAAGGAUGGAUUCCAGUAUCUGAUGGGAAUUUCACAUUAGCCACAGCCCAGGUCGUUUGUGCAGAGCUUGGUUGUGGCAAGCCUGCAUCUGUCCUGGGGAACCUGCCCUUCAGAGGGGACAGUGAACAGGUCUGGGCUGAAGAGUUCCAGUGUGAGGGGCAAGAGACUGGCCUCUGGUUCUGCCCCAGAGUGCCCUGUCCUGCAGGGAGCUGCCCCCACAGAGGGGCUGUGCAAGUUGUCUGCUCAGGAUAUACAUAUGUUCGACUCAUGAAAAAUGGCAGCUCUCAGUGUGAGGGUCAAGUGGAGAUGAAGAUCUCUGGAGGCUGGAGAACUCUCUGUGCCUUCCAGUGGAAUAUGGCCAAUGCCAAUGUCGUUUGCCGUCAGCUGGGCUGUGGGGUUGCCAUCUCCACCCCAAAGGGAGCAUACUUUGUGGAAGGAGGAGAUGAGAUCUGGAGAGACCGAUUCCACUGCUCAGGGUCUGAGUCCUUCCUGUGGAAUUGCCCUGUGACUGCCCUGGGCGUUCCUGCCUGUGCCCAUGGAAACACAGCCUCUGUGGUCUGCUCAGGAAACCAGACCCAGCUGCUGCCCCAGUGCAAUGACUCCUGGUCUAACACAGCAGGCUCUGCAGCCUCAGAGGGCCACACUACCAACUGCUCAGACAGCAGACAGCUCCGCCUGGUGGAUGGGGGCAGUCGCUGCGCAGGGAGAGUGGAGAUCCUGCAGCAGGGCUCCUGGGGCUCCAUCUGUGAUGACAGCUGGGACCUGAGUGAUGCCCACGUGGUGUGCAGACAGCUGGGCUGUGGAGUGGCCCUGGAGGCCACCAUCUCUGCUCACUUUGGAGAGGGAUCAGGGCCCAUCUGGCUGGAUGAGCUGAACUGCACAGGAGAGGAGGCCCAUGUGUGGCUGUGCCCUUCCCAGGGCUGGGGGCAGCACAACUGCAGUCACAAGAAGGAUGCUGGGGUCAUCUGCUCAGAGUUCCAGGCCCUUAGGUUGGCGAGAGAGGAUCAGGAGUGUGCUGGGUGGCUGGAGGUUUUCUACAACAACACCUGGGGCAGUGUCUGCCACAGCCCCAUGGAAGCUGUGACCUUGUCCGUGAUCUGCAGACAGCUUGGCUGUGGGGACACUGGGACUCUCAACACUUCUGUUCCUCUCAGAGAAGGUUCUAGACCCCGUUGGGUAGAUGGAAUCCAGUGCAGGAAAACAGACACCUCUCUCUGGCAGUGUCCUUCUGACCCCUGGAAACAGAGAUCUUGCUCUGCAAAGGAGGAAGCUUAUAUCAUGUGUUCAGGAAACAGACCCAAGAGCUGUCCAGCCACUGCGCCCUGCACAGACAAAGAGAAGCUCCGACUCAGGGGAGGAGAGAGCGAGUGCUCAGGGAGAGUGGAGGUUUGGCAUGAAGGCACCUGGGGCACUGUGUGCAAUGACUCCUGGAGCCUGGCAGAGGCUGAGGUGGUGUGUCAGCAGCUGGGCUGUGGCUCUGGCCUGGAAGCCCCAGGAAAGGCUGCAUUUGGCCCUGGAAAUGGAAGCAUCUGGCUGGAUGAGGUGCAGUGCAGGGGCAAGGAGCGGUCCCUGUGGGCCUGUGCUGCAGCACCCUGGGGACAGAGUGACUGCAAGCAUGAGGAGGACGCUGGUGUGAGGUGCUCUGGAUCCAGGACUCAUGACUCUUUUUCUUCUUCAUGCACCAGUUCAGCCUCAGCCCCUGUCCCUGGCAUCUUCUUACCUGGGAUCCUCUGCAUGAUCCUGGGAGCCCUUCUCCUUUUUGUCCUCAUCAUCCUGGGAAUUCAACUGUUAAGAUGGAGAGCAAAACACCAAGCCUUAUCAACUUUUGAAGAUGCUGUUGGUGAGGUCCAGUACCAGGAGAUAGAUUACACCAUGAAUCCAGAGAAGGAGAGCCUGAUGAACAGCCCAGAACCUGGAGGACAGCAUGCAGUUGCCACAAGCAGUGGUUAUGAUGAUAUUGAAGAGAUACCUGUUCCUGAAAAUCCUUCUUCAUUUGGAAGGAAGGAGAAGAAUUUUUUCCCAGAAGAGGGAGGUGGUGCCAGGUGUUCUCAGACAGGCAUCUCUCCUCAGUCUCUCAAAGAAGCUGACAAUUCUAACAUGGAACAGACAGCAUCCUUAUUGGUCCUGAGAAAAGAAGACCCUGGAUAUGAUGAUGUUGAGCCUAACACCUUGUAG
This is a messenger RNA of Urocitellus parryii (Arctic ground squirrel), 8780 nucleotides long. The record is from RefSeq and is a predicted model, not a curated record. NCBI's taxonomy places the organism in Eukaryota, Metazoa, Chordata, Mammalia, Rodentia, Sciuridae.